GAGAACAGACUGCAGGGAAAUCUGACACACUGGACACUGUAGGACUUAACUAACUCCAGUAGAUGGCAGUAGUGCACCAUGUAUGAUGCAAGCUCCCGUCAAAACCCAACGAAUAAGAAGAAGAAGAAGGAAAAACACGGGGGGGGGGCAGUAAUGCACAACUUCAAGCUUAACCAAUCACCAAUACACUCUGACGAAGACAAAGACAAAGACGAGAGCCGAACUUAACUGACCUGAACCUAUCAUCUAUUCUCAGUUUUGCACUAGAGUCUGUGCUUGUCAAUUCAGUGCUGUUGUUUGUACUUCAGCAUGGCGGUCGUCAUCCGUUUACAGGGACUAAGAGUCACAGCAGGCUCUGAGGAUAUUCGCAAGUUCUUCAGUGGCCUCAAAAUUCCAGAUGGAGGGGUGCAUAUAAUUGGUGGGGAGCUUGAGGAAGCUUUCAUAAUCUUUGCGUCCGAUGAAGAUGCAAGAAGAGCAAUGACACAGUCAGGAGGUUACAUUAAGGGUUCACCUGUUCAAUUGCUACUUAGUAGUAAAACAGAGAUGCAGAACAUGCUCGAAAGAAGUGCAACAAAUGUAGAGCUAGAUGAAAAGAGACGACUUUUGGAGAAUACAAGACGUGCUAGAAGAUGUGCGGAUCCUGAGGCGGUCAGGAGAUCAGCUAGCAGAUCAGCUUAUUCCCCUCCCCAUCACCAGAGGGCUUCAAACGCUGAUGACUUUGUGCAUGUGUUUCUAAAUGGAAUGCCGUUCUCCGUGACUGAAGAGGAAGUCUGUGACUUUUUCUUUGGUCUACUUAUUGAUGACAUUGUCUUGUUGAAAAAUGCACAGGGUGCCAACAAUGGGAAAGGUCUUGUCAAAUUUGCAACAAGAGAGGAUGCACAAGAAGCCCUGAAGAGGGAUAGGAAAUACAUUGGGUCAAGGUAUGUGGAGGUUUCCACAACUACCGUAGAAUUUUGGCGUCGGGCUACCGGUAAAGAGUCAAUGGCUGUCAACAACUUUGAAAGGGAUCGAUCCCCUGUUCGCCAUCAGAGGAACUCGCAUCAUGUCAGGGCACAAUCACCUUUGAGGUCAGUUUCUUCCGACGAUGAGUACUGCGUUUUGAUGGAAAAUCUUUCCUUUGCAGUGGAAAAAGACGACAUAAAAAAGCUUUUUCGUAAUGCAAAGCUUGAGGAUGACCAGAUCCUGCACUUAAUUGGCAGUGAUGGGAGAAGAACAAGAUCUACAUUUGUGCUGUUUAAGAGUCUGCGUGACUAUUGUGAUGCCUUGACUCCUGAAAAAAGGCAGUUUUUCAACAGAUGGAUUUCUACCCGGCCAAUCUCAAGAGAGAAAAUGAUCAGCCUUCUGGAAUCUCAGAGCAUGGACGUCGGACCUUCUGGGAACUCAGAAAUGUGUCAGGAGAGGCCUGCAUCUUGCCCCAGUGAUCCAUAUGACUCAGAAAAAAUGUGUGUGUUUGUGCGGAACCUUCCAUUUGAUGUGCGGAAAGUUGAGAUCAUGGACUUCUUCCUUGGGUUUGAUAUCACGGAGGACAAGGUGUUUGUGCUGCGUGACCAUAACGGUGAUGGAGUUGGAAAGGCGUUGGUUCUCUUCCGGUCUGAGGCAGAGGCAAUGAGUGCACUGUCUCUCAAUGGACAAAGGUUUCUUGGGUCAGAGGUCACACUGAAAUGCAUUUCACGUUCUCACAUGCGGCAGUUGGGUGUUGAGCCACCAGUGGUUAAAGAGCCAAUUGUGCAAGAGCCGAUGCCAAGAGAGGAGCGGUACUCGGGCAGGAGAAGCGAGGCAUCCUAUCGCCUUGGUGACACAGAGUACCCUGACUUUAGGAUUUCUGAUGAUGGUAAUAUACCAAUGACCAAUGCGCUGGCUCACAUCCAUGGAGGCAGAGAUUAUGAGCCCCGUGCAGGAGGCCCUCAUACUCCACAAGACGGAGGUAAUGGCUAUCGGGGAGGCUUUGGUCCCUCAGUGCAACAAUUUGACGGUCCCACUUGCGUAAAGCUGCUUAACUUGCCAUUCCAAAUCAAAAGUGAAGAAAUCUAUGACUUUUGCUAUGGAUUUCGCAUUAUUCCUGGAUCUGUCUCACUGCAGUAUGACCAGAGAGGAAAAUCUAAAGGUUCUGCAACUGCAGUAUUUGAGUCCCGUCAGGAGGCGUUAACAGCAGUUGAGGAACUGAGUGGAAGACCAAUAGGUCCAAGAAAAAUACAGCUAUUUCUUGAGUAAAAGUGACAAUGCCUUUCAUGGCAACUAACCAGCCCUAGCUGUGUAGGUUGGAUAUAUAGCAUGUGGAUUGAAACAAAGUUGAUUUAAGGGAUAAAAUGGCCUUUUCUUUGUUUUGUUUUUAUGAUUACACAAUUGGGACUACAGGGAAUGUAUUUAAGCUAUUUUUUUAAAUUGCAUUUUCUUUUAUUAGCCAAUAUAGUUUGACUAAAUAUGGUGUUUGUAUGCAUUUUCAUCUUAAGGUGAAAUACUAGAUAUUUGGUUGACUUAAUUUACAAUAUAGUGGUAUAAUGUAUCAACAUACUACAUGUUAUGAAAGUUUUUUUUUAUAAAAAUGCAAACGUUUUUGCAGUUUUUCUUUACACACCUGUCACUUGCAGUGUAAACACAUUUUGCUCGCCACAUUAAUCUUACUUGUAUAAAGUGCAGGUUAAUCACUAAUUAAAAGCAAUCAGUGAUAACUUGUGAUAUUAGUUUGAAAGGGAUACCCUAAAGUGGUUCUGUGUUUAUGAUAGUGUUAAGUGGGAUAUAUAGUAGUGCCUUUUGUAAAACAAGCUAAAAGCACUACUGAGAAUCUGUAAUGUGUAUUUCAAAUUAAAAAAAAAAUUAAACUUUAUAAAUUUUAAACGUAAAUUUCCUUUUUCUUCUACAGUACUGGUGUGGAUGUCUUAAUAGUAUAAUCUCAUAGGUCG
Molecule: messenger RNA, 2900 nt
Organism: Etheostoma cragini (Arkansas darter)
Lineage: Eukaryota; Metazoa; Chordata; Actinopteri; Perciformes; Percidae
Gene: rbm12bb
Product: RNA binding motif protein 12Bb
Exons: 2
Coding region: 310-2211 (633 amino acids)
Biological process (GO): regulation of RNA splicing
Cellular component (GO): ribonucleoprotein complex; nucleoplasm
Molecular function (GO): RNA binding
Source: RefSeq, a predicted model, not a curated record